Messenger RNA from Callithrix jacchus (white-tufted-ear marmoset), 2141 nucleotides. RefSeq names its product EBP cholestenol delta-isomerase (gene EBP). Gene Ontology annotation, molecular function: cholestenol delta-isomerase activity; C-8 sterol isomerase activity; steroid Delta-isomerase activity. Lineage: Eukaryota; Metazoa; Chordata; Mammalia; Primates; Cebidae. The record is from RefSeq and is a predicted model, not a curated record. Gene Ontology annotation, cellular component: membrane; endoplasmic reticulum. Gene Ontology annotation, biological process: cholesterol biosynthetic process.
UGGAUGUUGGGGAGGCCUGAUUGGCUGGAAAACUGAAGGAUCCCCAUUCUGAUUGGUUGUUCUGAGUGGGACACAGAGGAGAGAAAGCAAGAGAGAUGACGGAUUGGUGCCUAUUUGUCCUUCGGACUGAGGGUUGUGGGUUCUAAUUGGAUGGGAGAUCUGGGAUAGGUCUGGAUUCUGAUCGAUUGCUCCGUCUGGGGUUCCACUGGUGGUUAGCCAUUUGAUUGACUUUUUAGAAUUGGCACAGGGAGAUUGAGGGUCUUCAUGCCAAUUGGCCAGUAGGACUCAGAGGCUUGGGUUCUGAUUAGUUAUUCUGACUUGUGGUUGGGGGAAGAGAGAAUGAUCACUAUUAGAACCGAAGAGUUCUGAGCACGUAAGAGCUGGGGAGGGGGUGGUUGCAGUGUACAGGAUGCGAUCUGCCUGUAACAGUUUCCUUGCAUUACGAUGCGGGUUACUCUACUUAGAAAAGGGCGGAGGUGAGAGGAUGCAACGCAACGCUGAUUUCACCAGCAGAUGAUGAGGAUACAGCCCUUAAUGAGUCCCUGUUUUGAUCGACUGAAGAGGGAAUGGGGAAAGUGAAGCCAGGACUCGAUGCAGAUUGGCUACGGACGCAAAACGCCCACCAACCUUGGCCGGCCCCCAGUCUCCACCCUAAACCUGACUCAGGUGAAAAUGGCGCCACGCGUGGGGGCGGGACCGGCAGCACACAGAGAGCGCCUAUUGGUUGGGAGCGGCAAGGGCCGCCUUCUUCGCUUCGCCAUUGGCCCGCUCCAUAAGGCGAGGAAACCUACGAGGGGGAUGAGCCCGAACUAGGGAUGUGACAGAGCUCCAGAGGCAACACAGAGAGCGUCCGGCGCCCCGUGGGAGGCCGCUACCGUCUCGCGGCUAGCUGCAGUUUUCAGGACUACGGGGACGGCGGAGGGAGGGAAUAGCUUUCUUUUGAACAGUCCAAGACGCUGACCCGUGCAACGGGACCACGCCUGGUUCCUGUGUCUCUUACCAAACCGUGACCCCGGAGCACAGGACUGGGUUUGGUGGUCGUGACCAGUUUGUGAUCCUUGAAGGAAGAGACCAAGCCUGGUCCUGUAUCUCCCUCGCCAGACUGACAGAGAGGGCUGGGAUCAGGUUUUCCUGUUCCUUUUUUUUUUAACUUCCUACCUAUCCACACGCAGCCAUCUGCCCACAAAGACAUGACUACCAACGCGGGCCCUUUGCACCCAUACUGGCCUCAGCACCUAAGACUGGACAACUUUGUGCCUAAUGACCGCCCCACCUGGCAUAUACUGGCUGGCCUCUUCUCUGUCACAGGGGUCUUAGUUGUGACCACGUGGCUGUUGUCGGGUCGUGCUGCGGUGGUCCCACUGGGGACUUGGCGGCGACUGUCCCUGUGCUGGUUUGCAGUGUGUGGGUUCAUUCACCUGGUGAUUGAGGGCUGGUUCAUUCUCUACUAUGAGGACCUGCUUGAAGACCAAGCCUUCUUAUCCCAACUCUGGAAAGAAUAUUCCAAGGGAGACAGCCGAUACAUCCUGGGUGACAACUUCACAGUGUGCAUGGAGAGCAUCACAGUUUGCCUUUGGGGACCACUCAGCCUGUGGGUGGUGAUUGCCUUUCUCCGCCAGCAUCCCCUACGCUUUGUUCUACAGCUCGUGGUCUCUGUGGGUCAGAUCUAUGGGGAUGUGCUCUACUUCCUGACGGAGCACCGUGACGGAUUCCAGCAUGGGGAGCUGGGCCACCCUCUCUACUUCUGGUUUUACUUUGUCUUCAUGAACAGCCUGUGGCUGGUGCUGCCUGGAGUCCUUGUGCUUGAUGCUGUGAAGCACCUCACUCAUGCCCAGAGCACGCUGGAUGCCAAGACCACGAAAGCCAAGAGCAAGAAGAACUGAGGAGUGGUGGACCGGGCUCAAAUGCUGGCCAAGGAGGAGCUCUCCACCUGCCAGAAGAGUCUAGUCCUGCUCCCACAGGUUGGAGGGACAAAGCUAAUUGAUCUGUACACUCAGGCUCGUGCGUGGGCACGAGACGGGGAAGAAAAGGGCUGUGUGGAGGCACUGCUGGGAGCCAUUGGGACACAGAUACAAGAGAAGCCAGGAGGUCUAUGAUGGCGGCAAUUUUUAAAAUCGGGAAAUAAAAGAUCUUAACUCUAA